Messenger RNA from Linum tenue, 681 nucleotides. The record is from the annotation of a GenBank genome assembly. NCBI's taxonomy places the organism in Eukaryota, Viridiplantae, Streptophyta, Magnoliopsida, Malpighiales, Linaceae.
AUGCUAAUUCGUAAUCCCAUAAUUGGUAGGCAGCCCUUAGAUAGUUACAUGAUGCGUCAGUACGAUAGGCAAAUGGUGAUUGACAAAUGUACCAAAUUCAGUGAUGCCGAGAGUCACAGGAAGAUUAGGAUGAAACGUAGUUUAUUCAAGAAGCUAUGUGACCUUUUAGUUUCGGAUGGUGGGUUGAAAAGGACCCGAAACGCUGAAGUAGAUGAAAUGGUUCUCAUCUUUCUAUUGGCUAUAUCACAUAACAACAAAAUGCUUAGUUUAGCAGUGGAUUUUCGCCGCUCUUCUGAGACGAUUUAUAGGUUGUUUCACCGAGUCUUACGGGCAAUUCUAAGACUCAACAACCAGCUUAUGAAGAAACUCGAACCCAUUCGCGCUGAUUCAACCGAUAACAGAUGGAAAUACUUCAAGAAUUGUUUGGGAGAUCUUGACGGAACUCACAUUAACGUUCGACCCUUGAAGGAAGAGCGAACUAAGUAUCGAGAUCGGUCUGGUCAUCUCUCCAUUAAUUGUUUGGGUGUUUGUACCCCAAAGUUAGAGUUCAUAUAUUGUUUAGCUGGAUGGGAAGGGUCAGCUCAUGAUGCGAGGGUGUUGAGAGAUGCAUUAAACAGGCCGAAUGGCCUAGUUGUGCCAGAAGGUAAUAGUUUCAAAAACAAAAACCUACAUGGCAUAUAG